Molecule: messenger RNA, 792 nt
Organism: Gryllus bimaculatus (two-spotted cricket)
Lineage: Eukaryota; Metazoa; Arthropoda; Insecta; Orthoptera; Gryllidae
Source: the annotation of a GenBank genome assembly
AUGCAGCAGCAACAGAUGCAGCAGCAGAUGCAGCAGCAGCAGAUGCAACAGCAGCAGCAGAUGCAGCAGCAGCAGGCCGCGGUCCCGUGCGACGUGGGCGACCCUGCCGCUGCACCCUGCCCCGCGGACUUUCAGGCCCCGCCUCCCACACCCGGCGGCACACCCGCCACGGAAGCUGCGGCCCCACCCCAGCACCAGCACGUGGAGGCGGUGUACAACGCGCAGCCCGUUCCGGAAGCUCACUACUUUGAACAUCAACCGUACGUGCCACCGGAACAGAUGCAAGCGCAGAUGCCAAGUCAGAUGCAAACGCAGAUGGCGGGCCACAUGGCGGCGCCGGUGCAAGGGCAGCUGUCUAUGCAAGGGCAGAUGCCUGCGCAAGGGCAAGCCCCGAUGGGGGGACAGAUGGCAGAACAGGCGCCGGCGCAGAUGCAGGGCCAGAUGGCUGCGCCCGUGCACGGCCACAUGCCCGCUCAAAUGCAAGGCCAGGUGGCGGCACAGAUGCAGGGCCAAGCAACCAUGCCGAUGCAAGGCCAGCUACCGAUGCACAAGCAACCACCCAUAGCUCCGCAGACGCCGCAGCAGAUACAGGCUCAGCUGGUCGAGCCGGAGGCGGCGGCGGCGGAGUCGGCGGCGGCUGCGGCCGACGCGCUUCGGCCAUGCGGCUACGCGGCGUCAGGUGCCCCGGCACCGCCGCCCCGUAGCCCUGCCCGCACGCCGCGCACGCCGCGGGCAUCGUCCCGCACGGUGCCCCACGCCCCGCACCCCCCGCGAGCGCCACGGCGCGUACCG